CAGACUUCUAACUCUGGCAUCUUCCCUUUUCAGUCACCUUCUAUUGUUUCAGAUUCGGCUAUUCAUAGGCUGCAUCGUCUCAUUGCAGACUGUUCGGCGCCUGUAGACCGUGCCGGAUGGGAAUGAAUGAAUAGAAACGAGAUGAAUCACUCAACCCUCCUUUCCCUCCUUAUUAUUCGGUCUAUUUCUGCAAGGUCUCUCUUUCUUCUCUUCUUUUCUCUUCGAUUCUCGAGUUGAUCUCGCAUUGUCUAUUAUUUCUUUCUUUCCGGGACUCGGUGUCCUGCUGGCCAGUGACUUUCUUCCCCUCCCUUUUUAAUUGCCUCCAGCCCAACUGGUGGUCUUGUGCCCAGCACCACAACGCACACAUAUCAACACAUCAGCAUAGACUACUUGAGCCUUUUGCAGUGUUACUCUUGACUUGACACCUCUUAAUCUUUUCUCCGUUGCAUCCUUUCUCACCCAAUAAAAGUCAUGAUGUCGAAGCUCAAGGAGUCCUUGGCUGGUCCAGGGUAUGUGAUUCUCAACACCAUCCGCGCGCUCAACAUCAUCGUCUUCAUCGACAUUAUUGCCUCUUGUGCAGUCAUGUUGGUCAAGAUCAACAUGUACAAUGGGUUCUUCUUCUUCCAAGCCGUCACCCAUGCAGUCAUGGCCAUCAUCAGCAUCGGCCUUAUCAUUUCCGAACUCCCCUUCUUCCGGGGGUUCUUCAACCGCCGGUUUCCCAUGUUCGGCGAAGAGGCUGGCUUCUAUGCUCUGGCAGCCAUCAUGAUGAUUCUUGGCGUCGCCGUACUGGGCAACCUGAACAGCGAGUCCAUGAGCCAAAAGAAUCUCGGCCUGGCAUUCUGGAGAAUCAUCAUUUCGGCCGGUAUCCUCGCCAUGGUCGUCAGUCUCGUGAAUGUCCUAGCUACCCUUAUCUUCACAAACCACACGCAGGGCCUCAGCGCCCGCCACGUCCGACAAUACGGGGCUGUCGCCCCGCAAAAGGUGGUGAGUCGGGCCAGCAGUAACCGCUCCUUCCAAGCCAGUCUGAAUAUGAAGCGUGAAGACGACUCGCUCCCAAGCUACACCCCGCCGUCAGCCACCAAACGCUUCACCAAGCGUCUGACGGGGCGGUUCCCCAUUAAAAUUUCCAAUCCCAUGAAUCCCACCAGCAAUGGCAAGAGCUUGAAUGCUCCACCCAUUAACGAUGCCGCAUCUUCUCGGUACUCGCGUGAUUCGGCGGGCGUUGCUAUGCCGGACCCGGCGCAUCAUCCUAUGUACCACCAUGGUGGCUCGAAUAUGGUUUGAGGGUCGUCUUGAGGAAGGGCGUUGGGCAGCGAGGUGGCGUUUUUGGGAUAUUGCAUGAAUGGGUGUUCGAUUCUUAUCUUCUUCGUUUCUUUGGAUUCGAAUUUCGUUGUAUUGAUUAGCCGGCGCUUUGAUUGUGAUAAAUGAGACCCACG
This is a messenger RNA of Penicillium brasilianum, 1436 nucleotides long. NCBI's taxonomy places the organism in Eukaryota, Fungi, Ascomycota, Eurotiomycetes, Eurotiales, Aspergillaceae. The record is from the annotation of a GenBank genome assembly.